Molecule: messenger RNA, 4331 nt
Organism: Pararge aegeria (speckled wood butterfly)
Lineage: Eukaryota; Metazoa; Arthropoda; Insecta; Lepidoptera; Nymphalidae
Exons: 21
Coding region: 215-3724 (1169 amino acids)
Biological process (GO): sodium ion transport; calcium ion transmembrane transport; peptidoglycan catabolic process
Cellular component (GO): membrane
Molecular function (GO): N-acetylmuramoyl-L-alanine amidase activity; calcium channel activity; sodium channel activity
Source: RefSeq, a predicted model, not a curated record
UUUAUUGCAGUUUGCAAUGUACCUACAUUGUAAAUAAUUUUUAUGCCAAUUUCUCCAUAGUUUUUCGGUUAGAGUUUAAAGCAGUGCUUGAAUUUAACGAACCGCUAUUUUUGGGUGUUUAUAUAAAUAAUUACUACAAAGUGUGCGAGAUGUUAACAAAGAUCACAAAGUGAAAUUUUACGGCGAAAAUGUCAAACAAAUAUAUAAUAAUAAAAUGGCUGUGAAUUUAGAUAGAUCUAAUUCGAGCAGAAAUCUUAGCGUCAAAGUUGCAGGAGACCUAGGAGAUGUUGAAGUAGCCGAUGCGAGUAGUGACUGUGGUGACAAUAUUUGUGAUAAACAAAAAGUUUCAAGGAUUUUUAGUAACGCUAACGUCCUAUCGAAGAUCCCUCCUAAUUUGGUACAAAAUUCUGCUGUACCAUCUUUUGGCAGAGUCGCGAUAACAAACUCUGAGAAUGUCCAAUUUGGCAACAACACAUAUUUCAAUGGGCCUGUGACUAUAAAGCAGAUUAAAUCUGGCGUAGAGAACAGUUCAUACACUAGAAGUGAUGAAGAGAACUUUACAGGGACCCAUCACUCUGCAAAUGGAAAGGUUCAGGAGAGUUCUGACAAGAAAGAACAAAUUUUAGUAUGGCACAAAAUAACAUUUUCUGCAGUGUGUAUUACUGUUAUAGGAAGUAUAAUUGCAAUAGUACUUGUAUUGCAAAAUAAGUUUGAACAACAACAACAGCCCUCAAAUGUAUACUCACAGCCAGACUUUACCACACUGGAUUCUCCCGCUGAUACUCCGGUGGUGGGAUUCUGUUAUGAGAGUUUUCAAGUCAUUAUUAUAUCAGUUAUCCUGUUGUUAUUGACAUUUAUGUUAAUUUCUUAUUCAUUACUAACAAAGGAGGCCGUCGGUACUAGAAUGGUUAAUGCUAUAAUGAAGAAUACGGUUCAUGAAAACUGCAUGGAUAAGCAUUGCAUGCAGUGCAAUAAUGAAGGCGAUCCAUUAUUAAUUGCCCCGGACCAUUUGAGAAUAGUGUCGCGGACAGAUUGGCUAGCGCAACCCGUUGAAGGUGAACUUACUAAGUUAAACCAACCAGCACCAUGGGUUAUUAUUACACACACAGCCACUGAAAGCUGUCAUACGCAGAGUAAAUGCGUGCUCCGAGUAAGAUUGAUACAGUCGUUUCACAUCGAGUCAAAGGGAUGGUACGAUAUUGGAUACAACUUCCUGAUAGGCGGUGACGGCUCCGUCUACUUCGGACGAGGCUGGGACUAUGAGGGAGCACAUACUAAGGGAUACAAUAAGUACAGUAUUGGCAUAGCCUUUAUAGGCACAUUCAACAACGACUCACCUCCGAAGCAUCAAGUGGUAGAAACUACGCAAGGUGUUGUUUGGGAUAUUCCUUUUCCAGCGGUAACGCUAUGCGACGUUAACGUUGUAUCCAAGAGUGCUGCUCGAACGUUUUCCCGUGAAUUUGACCUACAAUAUUUUCCGACACCAAGGCGCGUAGCGUCAUGUGGUUAUCAGACAGCUUUAACGGUCAUCGUCAAAACUGACCCCACAGAUUACUACAGCACUAACUACGUUUCAAUCGGGACGCUCAUGUUCGUCGACAACGCAUACAACGUCCCGGACAUGGAAUCCCCAAUGCGCGCAAUCGACAAAUCCCUGGAUUUGAUAGUCGCCGUAUCAGCUGAGAGGACGUACGCUACCCCUGGUAUCAGAUCCUUCCCCAUUCGUGAUCGAGAGUGUUACUAUAUUGGAGAGGUUACCAUUCCCGAUAUGAGCCAGUACUCAUUCCACAAUUGCAUGGCUUUGCGAAGUGUACAGAUACUCCUGAAAAUAUGCCACUGCGUACCAUUUUAUUUCCCAAAGAAAGAUCGUAACAGAGUCUGUAACUUUUAUGACAUUGAAUGUCUGGAAACCGUGAUGAACUUGACUUAUUUCCACGGAUCAAACUUCAGUGAGAUAACUGAGGAGGAUGAGAAUUCAGAGAAAUUAAUCGAAUGCUUGCCUGAGUGCGAACAUUUCUCUUACCCCUUACAGGUAUCGUGGGGGACUUUGUCUGAUCGUAUCCCUCUCACCGGAAUAGAUUUUUACAAAGACGUUGACCUAAAGAAUCGUUCCGUGGUGAAUGUGUUUUUUAAUGAUCUGGUUGCGACCAGGUAUCGCCGCGACUCCUACCUCAACUGGCAAACUAUUUUAGACACAACAGAUGAUUCAGAUUACUUGACGGUGUUGAACGAUCAUGGUGAAACAGUGUACAUUACGAGAGACCUCAUGAAGAAAUUAACCGCUGAGGCCGAGACCUGGCAUUGGAAGCCAUGGCUGAAGACCAAGACGGAGGUCGUGGGCAAUAUUAUUCAGGAAGUGGAACGCACUACAAAGGAUUCCGUCGAAAAUUUUCCCGAUGGAAUUUUCACAGAUGAACAACUGCGUCAGGGCGCUUUCCUUCUCUACGUACUGUUCGGAAUAUAUUCGUUUACUCUGCUCGCCAUCGUAUGCAAUGACUAUUUCAUACCGUGCGUUGAAAUGAUAUGCGAGGAUUUGAAGAUACCUCAGAACGUGGCAGCGGCUACGUUUAUGUCCGUGGCGACAUCAUGCCCGGAGUUCUUCGUUAACGUGAUAUCUACGUUCCUUACGCAGUCCGACAUGGGCAUAGGAACCAUCGUAGGAUCAGCUAUAUUUAACUUAUUGGGAGUGGCAGCAGUUGGGAGCCUUGCUGCUGUGGCCCCCAUCGCGAUCGAUUUCCGUCCUGUGACACGAGACGUGAUAAUCUACAUGAUAACAGUCGGAGUCCUCGUGACCAUAGUGUGGGACGGCCAGGUGGUCUGGUAUGAGGCGCUGGUCCUUGGCAUUCUUUACAUUUGCUACUUCAUCUUCAUUUUCAACAGCAUGAGGCUCUUCGCCCUCUUCGAGAAGAUAUACUCGGCUUGCAGCCAGAAAGGAAAGACAAAUUACACUGUGACUACCAUCAAUAAAUCGGUACAGGAGACAAAUGAUAACAAGAACAUAAACAACACCGAAUCGCAAGUAAAUGGUAUUUCAAGCAACGGAAAACCUCACGUCGUCGUCAGCGAUAAGGAAGAGGCUGUGAAGAAACCAAAGAAAAGUGUCUUUCGGUUCCCGAAAGAGAACUCUACCAUCUACAAGAUAUGGUGGGUGUACACGUGGCCUCUGAAGUUUAUACUCGGUAUAACAGUGCCUUCCACUGUGACCUGCAGAAGACUAUACCCGCUGGCCUUUUUAAUGUGCAUCAUUUGGAUCGGGGUUAAUUCGUACUUCGUCACGUGGAGUAUGACAGUUAUAGGUCACACGUUUUACAUUCCUGAAUCAGUGAUGGGAAUGACAUUUCUCGCGUUUGGUGGCUGUUUACCUGAAGCUUGCUCCAUAUUCAUAAUGUCCAGAAGAGGCGAGGGAGGUAUUGGCGUAUCGAACGCUUUAGGAGCUAAUACACUGGCGAUUUUAUUCGCCCUUGGGUUACCCUGGCUGAUCAAAACCCUAUCGCUGCUGGUCCAGGGCUAUGACACUGCAGUGACAAUCAACUCAGCUGGAAUCGACUUUAUUGUCGGCUCUUUAAUAGUAGCUGCCUCUUGCUUGUGGAUAACAUUGUGCAUAGGAAGAUUCAAGCUAAGAAGAAGUAUAGGAUGUGUGUUAAUAGUGUUAUACGCAAUUUUCAUUACUUUUGCCAUCCUCGUUGAAAUGGGCAUUAUUUUGGACAGAGAAGUACUGUUUUGAAUCGUUAAGUGUUUAAUUAAUAUUGUGAUAUUGCGUUUUCUUGUAAGCCGCAUUUUAUUAUGUAAAGCGAUGACAGCGUGGCUCUGUUAUAAACAAUUUAGCAGCGUAUUUGUGCUCGUAAAUGGAUAAGCGUUAGGUGUAUUGUUCAAGUUUAAUUUAUUUAAUAUUGCAUGCGGCGAUGGGCUAGAUCUUGAUUUUAGUAGUAUGUAAACGACUCGUGAUAGCUCGCAUAUGUUGAAAAUUUCGAACUCAGUGAAAUCUAGAACUUUUGCGACACGAGCGUGAUUAUUAAAUUAAUUUCAUCUAGUCCAAUUCUGGUCUGGACGCCUGCCAAGUAAUCUGAAUAAGCUAAUACGGAAGGUAAGGUUAAGGGUAAAAGACCACGUGGCCGAUCACGUCUCACAGGCCUCCCUAUCACAGAAGCUAUCAAAAAGGCCGAGGAUAGAACAGGAUGGAAGGCUGUGAUAAAAAUCGCUACGAAGGAACUUGAAUCCGGACGCGACCUUGAGUAAUGAAGUAAAAGAUGAAGAAAAAGUCCAAUUCUGUUGAUUGGUGUAGAUUUACCAGAACGGGGGCGCUAUAGCAUUACAGAGCCUCGCGGCUAGUG